Molecule: messenger RNA, 531 nt
Organism: Alternaria atra
Lineage: Eukaryota; Fungi; Ascomycota; Dothideomycetes; Pleosporales; Pleosporaceae
Exons: 2
Coding region: 1-531 (176 amino acids)
Source: RefSeq, a predicted model, not a curated record
AUGUGCCCUGGUGUUUCCGACGACUUCAACGGUCUCAAGCCAGUAAAAGCUUGGCAACUUCAAACGUGCGACUCGGGAGAAUACUGUUGCCGCGGCGCCAAUGAUACGAAAAGCUGCUGCAACAACGCAAAGGCACCUCAAAUUACAACAGCCUUCAGCGCUACCCUCCAAUUACAAACCCCGACCGCGACCAUUGCUCCUACAGAAGUCGUCGCAACCGUGGUUUCCACUGGAACCCCCUUCGAAACCACUACCGCACCACGCGCCAAUGUCUGCGCAAAAGAGAAACGAGAAACAGCGAUAGUCGGCGGUACCAUCACAGGUGUAUGCAGCAUACUUAUAGUAGGCCUGGCUGCCACUAUCUACUGGAUGCAUAAGAGGGAGAAGAGACAGCGCAGGUUAAAGGAGCACUACGAGGAGCAAUUCUCGCAAACCAAUGCAUACCGAAAGGCGUUGGCGUCGAGCGCAGGAUCUUGCAGAGGCAGUAUUCUCCUGGACGAUCUAAAACUGAAGUCCAGUAGUUCGGAGUAA